AGUGGGUGCUUGGUGGGAGACCGGGUUAAGUGAUCUCUUUGGCAUUAGGGGUUUCUGCCCUAACCAGCUCAGAAACUUCCAGCUCUGCAAUGUCCCCAGGCCCCUGGGAGAGAUGCUUCUGGUUGGGGGGACUCCUGUGUCUCAGCGUUGGAAGUUCAGGGCACGCCCCUCCUACCCCACAGCCAAAGUGCACUGACUUCCAGAACGCCAGCCUUCUUUGGGGCACCAAACUCAAAGUCCAGUUUCUCCUCUUUGUCCCUUCGGAUCCUAGCUGUGGGCAUCUAGUAGAAGAAAGCAGUGACAUCCAAAACUCAGGGUUCAAUGCUACUCUGGGAACCAAACUAAUUAUCCAUGGAUUCAGGGCUUUAGGAACAAAGCCUUCCUGGAUUGAUGCGUUCAUCCAAGCCCUUCUGCAUGCAGCAGAUUCUAACGUGAUUGCCGUGGACUGGGUUUAUGGGUCUACGGCGGUCUAUUUCUCAGCCGUGGACAAUGUGGUUAAGCUGAGCCUUCAGAUCUCCCGUUUCCUCAGGAAACUCCUGGUGCUGGGCGUGCCAGAGUCCUCAAUCCACAUCAUUGGUGUUAGCCUGGGGGCCCACGUUGGGGGCAUGGUGGGACAUUUCUACAAAGGCCAAUUGGGACGAAUCACAG
Molecule: messenger RNA, 648 nt
Organism: Carlito syrichta (Philippine tarsier)
Lineage: Eukaryota; Metazoa; Chordata; Mammalia; Primates; Tarsiidae
Product: phospholipase A1 member A-like
Exons: 4
Molecular function (GO): lipase activity
Source: RefSeq, a predicted model, not a curated record